Messenger RNA from Ruditapes philippinarum (Manila clam), 8479 nucleotides. RefSeq names its product cell adhesion molecule DSCAM-like. Gene Ontology annotation, cellular component: axon; plasma membrane. Gene Ontology annotation, biological process: cell-cell adhesion; axon guidance. Lineage: Eukaryota; Metazoa; Mollusca; Bivalvia; Venerida; Veneridae. The record is from RefSeq and is a predicted model, not a curated record. Gene Ontology annotation, molecular function: protein binding.
UGAAAGGCAAUGAAACGAGAGUCACUAGUCGAUCAUUGGUCAAUAUCCGAAACAUGACGCGCAGUGACACGCGCGCGAAUACACCAAUGUUCCAUUACAGCAGACGGAGACGGGCGACUAAUUACAUCUCGUGCAGUAACAUUCAACUUUUCAUCUAGAUAUUUAAUUUGAUAAUGAUCCUAGCAUACUAACAGUCAUGUUUAAUAUUCAUACGCCCUGUUGGAUACAUUUUUCUGUAACAAAAAUUUCGAAAACUUUGAUCCGUUUUUGAUUUAUUCUUCUUGCAUCGAAAAUAAACCCGUUGAAUGUCGCGUUGACAGUGGAAUUUUAAAAAAGGCAAAGUUCUUACAAUAUUCCGUGCUGAAACCAAUUUAUGUACUGAAAAAUGAAGUGAUAUGUUUUUACAUCUGCUUAUAUUGUGAUAAUUCCAAAAUGUUAAAGGUUAUGUUCUUGGAAUGGAUUUUUAUUUACAGAAUAUGGAUUACGACCAUGUGAUUGUGGGCCAAACGACGCUGAGAAUCUCCAAGUGACGUCAUGUGUUUAGAAGAUGUACCGAUUUGUUCUUAUAACUAGAUCAGUAUUUUUCUGCGGGGCCCUAGUUUUUCUCAGCAUAUUCAAAGCGAGCGAAGGUUCUACGACAGAAUCUCCCGACGACGGAAUACGAGGUCCGAUCUUCCUGUCAGAACCUCCGACAUCAGUGGUUAUACCGAACACAAAAGGCGCCAUUAUACCCUGUGGUGUUUACGGAAAUCCCGCGCCAUUAGUCACGUGGAUUACCGGAACCGGUGAAGAGGUGGAAACACGACCGGGUAUCGUAGAAGUCUUGCACAAUGAGAGCCUGUAUUUUCAACCGUUUGACGAAUCCAAUGUAAUCCCUGCAAUACAUACGCAAGAAUAUAGGUGUGUAGCUAGGAACCGCAUUGGCAAAGUGAUAAGCCGGAAAAUAAACACUGUAGCAGUGAUUGUAGAACAACUGGAGCGAUUCACCGUACAAUUACACAAUGUCUGGGUCAUGCGUGGAGGAACUGCCGUGUUCAAAUGUGAGAUUAACCCUCCAUUCUGGAAAGACUAUGUGAACAUAACAUCUUGGCAGAAAGGGACCGUGAAAAUUACACCAGGUGAUCGGAUUAGUAUUACGUCAAAUGGAGAGCUUCAUCUGCGUGACGUCAGAGAUACAGACGGGUAUAACGACUUCCGGUGCACGGGGAUCAGUUUUGUAACAAAUAUUGAAAAGUCAAGUCCAACAGCAAAGCUAUUAAUUCAUGAUCCACCUGCGGGCGGGAGAAGUCCUUCUAUUGACGGCUAUCCUAUACAAGACACCGUCGUCGGCGUCGGGAAGAGUGUACAACUGCCAUGCGUUGCCGACGGCUGGCCGUUACCAAUGUAUCGGUGGUAUAAGAAUGGCGAAACCUUAGAUUUAGGGGACGAACGUUUCCGACAGUUUGGAGGACAUCUUGUGAUAUCGCCGACGAAGCUGUCGGAUGGCGGGGAAUAUAGAUGUAAUGCGAGUAACUCCAGGGGAUCUGCGGCGGCAAUUAGAAAGCUUAUUGUCAAAGUACCUUUAACGGUUGCAGUAUCCCCUGGUAAACAGGUCGUCGAUUCUGGAAAACCAGCCACCCUGAAUUGUUCGAUCCUUGGCUUCCCCAUCACACGAUUGGACUGGUAUAAAGAUGGUCAUCCUUUAGUUAGGGAUAAUUUUCAUGUGUUUAAGUCUGAUGAUACCCUAUUAGAGAUAACGUCUGUAAGACGUCAGGACCAGGGCAUGUAUCAAUGCUUCGCCUUAGACGGUGACGUCGAGACUCAAGCUACCGCCCAACUGUUGCUAGGAGCUGCAACUCCAACCAUUUUGAAUGGAUAUUCAAGCCAAUAUGUGCAGAAAGGUCAAAGAUCAAGUGUGCGUUGUGUGGCGUCCGGCAAUCCUACACCUACAAUCAAAUGGUACCUCGAUGAUGAGCCCCUCACGGAACGUAGCCAUCUUAGAUUAGGAAGUUUUGUGACGGCUGCUAGUGACGUAGUGAGUUACGUCAACAUAAGCAGCGUGACGCGAUUGGAAGGCGGAGAUUAUCGAUGUGUUGCAACAAAUAUAGUCGGGGAGGCGGAGCAUAUUUCUCGAAUGAAUGUUUAUGGUGAACCCUAUAUUCGUAAGAUGCGAAAUGUGACUGCGACAGCCAAUGAAAAACUUUUCAUCAAAUGUCACGUGACCGGAUAUCCAAUCAAAUCCAUAUCUUGGUACCAAGACAGUCGCAAACUUCCACUCAAUCAUCUGCAGCAGGUUUUGAAUGGUACACUUACUAUCUUAAAAGUACAGAGUAAUGAUGCAGGAAAGUACACGUGCGUCGCUGUAAAUAACGCGGGAAAAGGCACGCAGGAGAGUGUAUUUGUUACAGUAGUCGAGCCACCUGUUAUCGAUCCGUUCCGGAUUCCGCCACGUAAACAAGGGGACAGGGUAACGUUGUCGUGUGCCGUCAGUAGUGGGGACUUGCCUAUCUAUAUAAACUGGACCAAAGACGGCCUUCCAAUACCACCAGAUAUAGGUGUUCUUGUCGAGACUUCAGGUCCGUAUAGCAGCUUGCUAAAGAUUGGUGACGUCAGUCCGGUACAUGACGGAAAUUAUACAUGCCAUGCUCACAAUGCUGCUGCCAGUACAAAUUUUACGGCGUUCCUGCACGUUGACGUUCCUCCAAGAUGGGUUGUAGAACCGGAAGAUACGUACGUUAUCCGACAACGUUCAAUACUGUUAGACUGUCACGCUACCGGCAUACCAGAGCCAAAGAUUACAUGGAGCGAAAACAAAGGUGGAUUUCCGAUCCAGUACGAACCCCUAGACCUUAGUAAGACCGAUCAUUACCGGAUGUAUGAGAACGGCACGUUACAGAUUAUAUCCGCGCUGGAAGCGGAUGACGGCAAAUAUCUCUGUACCGCUGAUAACCGGAUCGGGCAUGGAAUCAGCAAGAUUAUUUACCUAACUGUUCAUGUACCUGCUCGAUUUGAUACUUCACGGAAGAACAUAAGCGUUUCAAGGGGUCAAAAUAUCACGCUCAGUUGUCAGGCCAUAGGUGAUAAACCAAUAUCAGUGUCGUGGAACUUUCAUAACCAGACAAUUGCAAGUGGAAACAUUGGAAGUCAAUAUACGGUGACCGAUGUAAAUACUGACCGUGGCAAACUGUCUCAACUGUCCAUUCAUCCAGCACAAAGAGUGGACACUACAAUGUUCACAUGUUCAGCGGCCAACGCGUUUGGCCAAGAUUCAACCGCUACCUACCUCACAGUUUUAGAGCCGCCGGAUGCCCCCGGAAACUUGACAUUGAUCAAAAAGGGCAGUCGAUAUGUUGUGCUGGUAUGGACCCGGCCUUUUGACGGAAACUCGCCCCUUUUAGAGUACGUUAUAGAAUACCAGAAUACGACGGGAGAAAAACGGAGUGCUGUCCGAAAUGUAUCUAUCAACGCUGAUGCACUUACCGCCACGGUAGAUAACCUACACCCGUCCUUCCUGUAUAAUAUCCGGAUACGUGCCCGCAAUGCCGUCGGUCUGGGGUUGACAAGUCACCAAGUGUCGACGAAAAUGUUAGAAGAACCGCCAAAUGGUCCGCCAAUAGAGGUCGAUGUCACAGCUCUUGGUUCCCAGAAACUGAAAGUUUCAUGGAAGCCUCCUGCCCUUGACCAUCGUAACGGUGUUAUUCUCGGCUAUUAUAUCGGCUACCAAGAGACGAAUAUUGCCUCCCAAAGACAAGUCAUCAGUAAAGAUAUAGACCCUGACAAAGAUGAGCCCGAGGACGAGGUAUUCGUGGUCAUCUCAAAUCUGAAAAAGUUUACAGAAUAUCUAGUCAACGUAAAGAGCUACAAUAAAGAAGGUCCGGGGCCUGCAUCGACUGACGUUAAAGUAAUGACGUUGGAAGAUGUUCCUAGUCAGCCACCAGAGGGCGUCCGCGCAUACGCCAUUGCGUCACAAGCAAUCAACGUGGCAUGGAAAGCACCGUCUUUGUUCGCCUUGCACGGUGUCCUCCAAGGGUAUAAAGUCCUGUUCAAACCAGUUAGGAAAGAUGAAGAUGAGACUGACUCCAACAUAAAACUUUCCCGAGGAGUUGAUGUAACACUAGAUGGCUUGGAAAAGUUUACAAAUUACAGUAUCGAAGUAUUGGCAUAUACACGCAAGGGUGAAGGAGUCAGAAGUAGUCCCAUAUUCGUGCGCACUCUCGAGGAUGUUCCCGGAAGACCUCGUGGAAUUAAAGCAUGGGCCGUAAGCAAUACAAGUGUAAUUGUAUCAUGGCAAAAUCCGGAAAGUCCUAACGGCAUUCUGACGUCAUUUAGUGUUUACUACAGUAACACGUCUGCUAGUGCGCAGGAAAUGAAAAUAGAUGUACCGCCUGUCCAAUCAUCGUAUGUUCUGCGCGAGCUUGAAGCAGACGUGAACUACUGGGUGAGGGUCAGCGCAAAUACCCGGAUUGGCGAGGGAGAGAGCACGCAAAUUGUAACAGUAAUGCCUGUAGUUAAAGCCCCAGCAAGGAUUUCCAGUUUCUCAGAAGAGGUUAUUGUGUCAUGGCAAGCCACAGUUAUGCUGUCAUGCGUUGUUGUAGGAGAUCCUGAACCGGAAGUCACGUGGUCGACAAGAUACGGUGACUUGGAAAACAAUGACAAAUUAUCAAUACUUCAAAAUGGUUCCCUGUUUCUUAUCGCCGUGAUUGGUUCCGAUGCCGACAACUAUACUUGUAAAGCUAACAACAUGUACGGAAGUGACGUCAUUACCUACAGUCUGAGCGUGCAAGUUGAUGCUAGUUCGAAAUCUCCGCCUAGAGCACCUAUACUGUCCCUGGCAGCUAUUACGUCAUCAACAGUACAAGUUAACUGGUUGUCGGCCAGUAAUGGCGGCAGUCCAAUUUUAGGGUUUUUACUACGUUACCGGAAAGAGCACGACGUGUGGCAGGAAGUUCCAGUGGGACCCAAGAAUCGAACCUACACGUCUUCCGGCCUACUAUGUGGCACUACAUAUAAGUACACAAUCACCGCCAUUAACAGUAUUGGUAGAAGUGAGAGCAGCAAUGUUGUUGAAGAGAAAACAGUCGGCUCACCACCGAUAGCACCCCUCGAAACAGAAUUAUUAAAAUCUGUAAACGUCACUUCCGUUGAGCUAGACUUGCGCACAUGGAGACGGGAUGUAUGCGCAAUUAAAUUCUUUUCUAUAAAAUACCAAAAACUGGGGAAGAAACAAUGGAAAGAGGUGCCGAGCACUGUUAAUUGGAAUACAACGGUGAUGCCGGUAGAAGGUCUUCAUCCUGCAAGUAGAUACAAGAUGUUAGUCACUGCUUACAGUGAUGCUGGCUCUAGCGAAUGUGUCCUUUCUUUUUCUACAUUAACAUUUUCCGGAAGUACACUCGAACCCCUGUUUGUCGUCCAUAAAGACGAGGCCGUUUUCUACGAGGAUCUCCGCAUCAUGCUGCCAUUAUGCGCCGCCCUGGUCGUGUCAAUAGCCGUGUCUGUGGGCAUGGCGUUGUUUUGUGUAAGGCGAAGACACGUCAUGCGAUAUAAAGAGACGAGUUCUAACAUAAGAAGAGAUAUUACUGCGGAGACGUCCCUGAUGAACGACCUCGACAAAAGAAAUAUAAAUUAUGAACUGGAGAGUCCCCAGGACACACGGUUUAAUUGUCGUAAUGUAAACCUAUUGAUAUCCUUGACGUCAGACGAAAACCUGUCGGGUAAUAACAGCGGCUGGUGUUUCAAUGACAGCAGCAAAACAACGAGCGAUAACGCUUCCUUAGAGCGAUACGAGGAGGAUGCCAAUAUUAACCCAUACGCGACAUUUAAUGAGUUGAAACUUGUUUUCAAUGAAAACCCAACCUACCAUAAGGCUGAACCGGACUCUGACGAUGAUUCGGUUAGUCUUGAAAAAGCUGAAGCCCAGAAAGCGAUGCAAGCUACUACAGACAGCUCCGAGGAUUCCAAAUUUGUUCAAAAUGUCCGAAUACCACAUAAAACACGAGGGGCGGAGCAACACAGCUACGACAAUCAAGGCGUAGUUCUAAGCCCGCGGAAGUAUGCCAGUGCUGAUCAAAUACAUGCGCUUUUCCAAAUGGCCCCUCCGCGUCCACAGAGUGCGUACAGUAAAAACAGAAGUCAAGGCACGAGAAGCACACCGAGUGAGAAAGGCAGUCAAAGACACAGUCUUAUAUCAAGUGUUACAACUGUGUCCAGCUCCAGGGAUGAGCUUAUGGAAGCGUUUGAGAAUCUAAAUAGAAAUCCGCCGCCGCCAGUCGUGUAUGAGACAGAGGCCGACUCGUUAUCACAACCGACGGACAGUUCGAGUACAGAGCCAGGUAUUUGCCUGUUUACAGAAUCUCCCCCGCAGCCAAAUGAACGUCGAGAAGCUUCUUGUGAGGUUCCCAGAUAUGAAUCUCCUGACGAAUGCCAGUAUAAAGAGCCACACACUGCUGAAUCAAAACCCGCUGAUAAUCACGAGUCAAGGACGCCGCCAAGGAGGGGUGGUAGGCCCCCUUCUGUUCAGAAAAAUAAAGAAUCUGCGUACAGAGGGAAUGGUAUCAGUCGCACGACUACCAGACCGCGCUGUAUAGAGGAAGUGACGUAUACAUUUACUGGAGAGGAAUCCCCGAGUAGAGCAAGAAAACCACAAUCGUUUGAAGAAAAAUUGCGUUGUACUCGUGAAGACAGAGGUUCAUCGGUUUGGAGAAGAGUAUAUUUACCAGGUGGUCGUAGAACCCCGCACGCCAGGACACGGUACGACACCACUCUACAGACGCCCGGAGCAGCCGACAAUAAACCAUUGGUAUCAGCGCAGGAGUUGAACCCUAAAGACGACUCUCCAGAAGACGAUGAAUCUGUUAGCCUAUUAAACAGAUAUUAUCGACCAGUGCCGGCUCGGAGAAGUGGUGAUGUUUUGAUGAUGGAAGAUGAUGAAGAAGGAGAAUAUACUGAAAAUUUUACCGUUGUAUGAGGCCUCAUAUCGCUUGAGACAAACUAAAAUUAUUUGAACCGUAAUUCAAUGCUGAUGCAUUUUGUAUCCAUUCAUCGAUAAUGUGGUAUCAUGUGGUAUCGAUUGACAAUGAGGACAACCUUUGGUGAUGUUCUACAACAUGGAUACAAGUUAUUGUUGUUAAGACGGAUUAAAAAAAACAACACAAAAACAAAAACAACACUGAUUGAACAUAAAUAUGUAUGUGUAUUCAAAAGUUCAUGAUGAAGACUGAUAUUGUCAUGGCUUUCUUGCACGUGAGCUCUUUUGGCUUUGGGCCAAAAUUUUUUUUGAUCCGUAUAUUAGCAAAUUAAUCCGCAAAAGCUUUGCUUGAGUAACAUCAAUUUAGACAAAUGAACUAUAAAUAUCAUCAUUUGCUUUCAUUGGAUAUAAGUAUGUGUUGAUCAUCAUUUUAUGAUAUUAAUAGUGAACACGCUUCAUCCAUAUUUUUGGAAUCAAUGCAGGACCAGACCAAUGGACAAAUUAAUAGUAUGACAUGUGUAACAUUUUUUUGUUUAGAUUCUUAGAUUUCGAUAAAGGUUGUAUAAUGUAAAUAGAAUGUUAGAUAAUUAUGUUUUAUGCUAUACAUUAUGGAUAUAUUUAUCGUACAUUUUAUAGCAGUGAUUGAGAUUUAAAUGCAGUUUUCUACUAAAACGUAUAAACGGUAUGCUACAGUAUUGUGUGGUUGUUUUUGGUAUGAGUAUAAAACUGAAGGCUAUAUAUGCUUCUGUGGCUGCAACGAUAUGUUAUAAUCUUUGAACUUCGUGCUGCUUUCAGUAUUAAAGUUUUCUAAAAAAUAAAAUCUCAUGUAACAGUAUUACUUCAAUAAUGAAAAACAAUAUCUUCAGUUUUAAAUCAUAAAUGAUGAACGGAAAACUUCAUAGUCCAUUCUAGACUAUUUUCUGUGAACAUAAUUAUUCAAUGUACCAAGUUAUUUUGAAUUUCAAUAUUAUAGUAUUUUUUCUUUCAAUCUCUGUUUUUAUUUAAUUGAUUUAUUAACACGUGGUCAAUGGAGACUGUAUAAAGAAACGAUUUCUAUAUAAUUGUAAUUUGUCAUAAAUUUUAUACCAUUUUGUGAGCUCUGAAGCGACAAUAUUUUUUACAAUUGCGUUCAAGGUCUUAAAUAUGAUACACAAUUGCAAAUUACGCUUUUUCCACAACACUAUUUCUAAGCAUUACAUAAUUUUCUCACAAGAAAAAGGAAUCGAUUUUUUAUUGUUAUAAAAACAGCAUUGUACAUACACACUACAUUUUAAUAUUUAACACCAUGUAUAUAGAUAUAUAUAUCAUAUUAAAAUUUUACUUAUGUUAAUACCUUAAUGUGCUGAACUGUUACUAUUGCGGUGAUAUAUUUUAUAUCUUUAUUUCUCUGCUAAAAUUGUUACUAAGUUUUACUUUCGAAAUGUAUUUUAUAUUUUAUUAUGUAUAAAUUUCAAUUUUAAUUUGGGUUUUCUUGCAAUGAUGCAUAUCAGAAAUUCACGGGCAUGUGGAGAAAUUGGUAUUAAACGAAUACGUUUU